Messenger RNA from Raphanus sativus (radish), 1405 nucleotides. RefSeq names its product nucleosome assembly protein 1;1. Gene Ontology annotation, cellular component: chromatin; nucleus. Bases 119 to 1234 code for a protein of 371 amino acids. Gene Ontology annotation, molecular function: chromatin binding; histone binding. The transcript is spliced from 12 exons. The record is from RefSeq and is a predicted model, not a curated record. Gene Ontology annotation, biological process: nucleosome assembly; somatic cell DNA recombination. NCBI's taxonomy places the organism in Eukaryota, Viridiplantae, Streptophyta, Magnoliopsida, Brassicales, Brassicaceae.
GGGGAGGGAGAGGAUUUAAGGAAAGCCACGUUUAUACGUCGCCUCCUAAAAACCCUCCUCUCUUAUCUCUCUCUCCUCUCACUUUCAAACCUCCAAGGCAAAAAAAUCCUCAGAAAAAAUGAGCGGCGACAAGGACAACUUCAACCUCGCCGAUCUAACCGCCUCUCUUAAAGACGAGGAUCGAGCUGGCCUUAUGAACGCUCUCAAGAACAAGCUAAUGGCUGGUCAGCGUUCUGAUGUUCUCGAGAGUCUGACUCCCCAAGUGAGAAACCGUGUUGAAGCCUUGAGGGACAUACAGGGAAAGCAUGAUGAGCUUGAGGCAAAGUUUCGUGAGGAGAGAGCUGUUCUUGAAGCCAAGUAUGAAAAGUUGUAUCAGCCUUUGUAUACCAAGCGUUAUGAGAUUGUGAAUGGAGUUACUGAUGUUGAACCGACUCCAGAGGAUACGAAGAUGGACCAAGGAGAGGAAAAAACUGCAGAAGAGAAAGGAGUGCCAAGUUUCUGGCUGACGGCCUUGAAAAACAAUGAUGUUACUUCCGAGGAGGUUACAGAGCGUGAUGAAGAGGCUCUCAAAUAUCUUAAGGAUAUUAAGUGGUGCAAGACUGAAGAGCCUAAAGGAUUCAAACUUGAGUUUUUCUUUGACUCGAAUCCCUAUUUUAAGAACGCUGUCUUGACAAAGUCUUAUCAUAUGAUUGAUGAAGAUGACCCACUGCUUGAGAAGGCUAUAGGGACAGAUAUUGAUUGGUAUCCUGGAAAGUGUCUUACUCAGAAGAUUCUUAAGAAGAAGCCUAAGAAAGGUUCAAACGCCAAACCGAUCACCAAAAUGGAAGAUUGUGAAAGCUUCUUCAACUUCUUUAAUCCUCCACAAGUCCCGGAGGAAGAUGAAGAUAUCGACGAGGACAGUGCUGAGGAACUUCAGAAUCUGAUGGAACAAGAUUAUGACAUUGGAUCUGCUAUCCGGGAGAAGAUUAUCCCUCAUGCAGUCUCAUGGUUUACUGGUGAGGCUAUGGAUGGAGAGGAGUUUGAUUUAGAUGAUGAUGAUGAGGACGAUGAUAUUGACGAGGACGAAGAUGAGGAUGAGGAAGAUGACGAGGAGGAUGAGGAGGAUGAUGAAGAUGAAGAAGAUAGCAAGACUAAAAAGAAGCCAUCAAGCGGUCGCAAGAAGGGAGGCAGGUCUCAGGUGGUUGUUGGUGACGGUCAACAAGGCGAGAGGCCACCUGAAUGCAAGCAGCAAUAGUAAUGUCUACGCUCUACUGAAUGAAAAAGCAUGCGUGAAAACACAUACCCUUGGCUCAUUCGCUGUUCGUCUAUCAUUUAACUUUUGGUGUUUAUCUUCUUAGAAUCACUCAAGACUUUUCCUUAGUGUUUAUCAAUCAAAUAUCAAUCAAUGAAUUAUCCCCUUAUUUUC